GUGCGCGUGCUUUUCCCCCCACAAGCCGCCGCACGGUGCUCCGCGGUCCACGCGCCCGACAGGAGCCACAAACGCAGCCCGGUGCCGCCGCGCGCUCACAACCGCGCGCCCCGCGCCGCACACGCCAGCAUCCCGGACUGCGAGGACGCGCGGCUCCGCGCAUGCAGAGCUGGAUUUUAGCCCGUGGACUCUGCGGCGGUCAGCUGAACUCAGUGAUGGAGCCAAGAGAAGAUGCCGGAUCAGCCGUCAGAUCCACUUCCCGUCCCACAAAAUGAAGGAGGAAACUCCACUGACUCCUAUAAGCUGAGAAGUCCAUCAGACGUUGCACUAGAAGCCCCGACUUCAGCCGUUCUUCAGAACAGAAACAUCGACAACCCUCCUCUUCCUCCUGUCUUUGACCGUCACAGGAAAAGGAUUCCUCCAACGAUCACUGCCUUGCAGCAACUGAACAAAUUCUUGUAACUGAAGACUGUUAAGCUCAAUGACUGUUAUCCUUCUACUGCCCUUCUCCCUUUAAAGCAUAUUUUUAUAAAUAAUAUUUAUCUGAAUAUAUCUUGUGGAUAAAACUGUGGAUUCCUGUCAAAGAUUUUUGGAUUGACACCCCCCCUUCAGAGGCUUUCUGGGAUUAAUCAGUUCUCUGCAGCUAUGGAUCUUGUAGGAUUUUCUCUCAGGCUGCAAAUGUUCCUCAGCACUUGUUUGGGAUUGGAGUUUUUAGGCACACCUGGUCAGUGGGCCCGCUACCUCCGCUGGGACGCCAGCACCCGCGGUGACCUCAGCUUCCAGUUUAAGACAGAGGCGUCGGAGGCGCUGCUGCUCUACUUUGACGAUGGGGGCUACUGUGACUUUCUGCAGCUUGCGGUGGUGGAGGGCCGGCUGCAGCUGCGCUUCAGCAUCGACUGCGCAGAAACCAGCGUCGUGUCUAAUAAACGGGUGGACGAUCGCAGUUGGCACGCCGCCACGCUCAGCAGGUAUAACCUGCGCACGGUACUGGUGCUGGACGGCCAGGCCAAGGCGGAUGAGGUGCAGCCUCAGCGGCAGUUCAUGAAAAUAGUCAGCGACUUGUUCCUGGGUGGAGUACCUCAGGAUAUCCGCAGCGGCGCACUCACACUGCCCACGGCGCGAAACAUGCAGCCCUUCAGGGGAACGAUUACAGACCUCAAGUACGGAACCUCACAGCCCCUGUUCCUGGGGAGUCUGAGGGUGCCCCUGGAGUCAGAGGGGUGGUGCACGGUGAAUCCGUGCGAGAACGGUGGCACGUGCUUGGUGGUGGACGGAGAGCCGGUGUGUGACUGCUCCAAAACGGAAUACAAGGGCCGCUUCUGCAGAGAAGAGGUCAGCAACAAUAUGCCAGGCCUUGCACAUAUGAUGGCAGAACCAGCUAAAAGCAAAGCGCGAGAGGAGAACGUGGCCACCUUUCGUGGCUCCGAGUACUUCUGCUACGAUCUCUCCCAGAACCCCAUCCAGAGCAGCAGCGACGAGAUCACGCUCUCCUUCAAGACGUGGCAGCGUAACGGCCUUAUCCUUCACACGGGGAAGUCUGCAGACUACGUCAACCUGGCGCUGAAGGAUGGAGCCGUCUCCCUGGUCAUUAAUCUGGGCUCGGGGGCGUUUGAAGCCAUUGUGGAACCAGUCAACGGAAAGUUUAAUGACAACUCGUGGCAUGACGUUAAAGUGACUCGCAACCUCCGGCAGGUGACGAUAUCAGUGGACGGGAUCCUCACCACCACCGGCUACACCCAGGAAGACUACACCAUGCUGGGCUCAGACGACUUCUUCUAUGUGGGUGGAAGUCCCAGCACAGCCGACCUGCCCGGAUCUCCCGUCAGCAACAACUUCAUGGGCUGUCUGAAGGAGGUGGUGUAUAAGAACAAUGACAUCCGACUCGAGUUGUCCCGAAUGGCUCGACUUCUGGACCAGAAAAUGAAAAUCCAGGGUGAGGUGUCCUACAAGUGUGAGAACGUGGCCACGCUAGAUCCUAUCUCAUUUGAGACACCAGAGGCCUACAUCAGUCUCCCCAAGUGGAACACCAAGCGGAUGGGAUCCAUUUCUUUUGAUUUCCGCACAACUGAGCCAAACGGACUCAUCCUCUUCACCCACGGGAAACCACAGGAGCGCAAAGAUGCGGCCCGCAGCCAGAAGAACACCAAGGUGGACUUCUUUGCUGUGGAGCUUUUGGAUGGCAGCCUGUACCUGCUUUUAGACAUGGGCUCAGGGACCAUCAAGGUGAAGGCCACGCAGACAAAAGUGAACGACGGUAUCUGGUAUCAUGUGGACAUUCAAAGGGAUGGACGCUCAGGCACCAUCUCUGUGAACAGCAGAAGAACCCCGUUCACAGCCAGUGGUGAGAGUGAGAUCCUAGACCUGGAGGGGGACAUGUACUUAGGAGGGCUUCCAACCGACCGCACCAAACUCAUCCUCCCCACCGAGCUGUGGACUGCAAUGCUCAACUACGGCUACGUGGGCUGCGUCCGCGACCUCUUCAUCGACGGGCGAAGCAAAGACAUCCGUCAGAUUGCAGAGGCCCAAAAUGGCGCCGGCAUCAAGCCCUCGUGUAACAAACAAACAGGCAAGCAGUGCGAGAGUUACCCGUGCAAGAACCGUGGUCUCUGCAAAGAAGGCUGGAAUCGAUUCAUCUGCGACUGUACAGGCACUGGCUACUGGUCACGCACCUGUGAAAGAGAAGCGUCUAUCCUCUCCUAUGACGGGAGCAUGUACAUGAAGGUGGUGAUGCCGAACGUCAUGCACACCGAGGCGGAGGACGUGUCUCUGCGCUUCCGCUCCCAGCGGGCUUACGGCCUCCUCAUGGCCACCACCUCGCAGGACUCUGCCGACACCCUCCGGCUGGAGUUGGAUGGAAGUCGGGUCAAACUCACAGUCAACUUAGACUGUAUCAGGAUAAACUGUAACUCCAGCAAGGGACCGGAGACCCUGUAUGCCGGGCAAAAGCUCAAUGAUAAUGAAUGGCAUACAGUGCGUGUGGUGCGCCGCGGCAAAACCUACAAGCUAACGGUUGACGAUGAUGUAGCUGAAGGCCAAAUGGUGGGCGAUCACACUCGCCUGGAGUUCCACAACAUUGAAACGGGCAUCAUGACGGAGCGCCGCUUCGUCUCUGCUAUUCCGUCCAGCUUCAUAGGUCAUCUCCAGAGUCUCAGGUUUAACGGCAUGCUCUACAUUGACUUGUGCAAAAACGGUGACAUUGAUUUCUGUGAGCUCAAUGCUCGCUUCGGGGUUCGCUCCAUUAUUGCCGAUCCAGUCACCUUCAAGUCCAAGAGCAGCUAUCUGAGCCUGGCCACCCUGCAGGCCUACACAUCCAUGCACCUCUUCUUCCAGUUCAAGACCACCUCCCCAGACGGAUUCAUCCUCUUUAACUCUGGAGACGGCAAUGAUUUCAUCGCUGUGGAGCUGGUGAAGGGAUACAUCCACUAUGUGUUUGACCUUGGAAACGGGCCCAACCUUAUCAAGGGCAAAAGCGAGAGGGCUCUUAAUGACAACCAGUGGCAUAAUGUGGCCAUCACGCGGGACAACAGCAACACUCACACUCUGAAAGUUGAUGCGGUGGCCACAAGUCAGAGCAUCAAUGGAGCCAAGAACCUGGACCUGAAAGGCGAUCUGUUCAUCGCAGGACUGGGUCCCGGCAUGUAUGGCAACCUGCCAAAGCUGGUGGCUUCCAGAGAGGGCUUCCAGGGCUGCCUGGCCUCCGUGGACCUCAACGGCCGCCUGCCGGAUCUCCUCAACGACGCUCUGUUCCGCAGCGGGCAGAUCGAGCGAGGAUGUGAAGGACCCAGCACCACCUGUCAGGAGGACUCCUGCGCCAACAUGGGCGUCUGCAUCCAGCAGUGGGAGAACUACACCUGCGACUGCUCCAUGACCUCCUACACGGGGACGCAGUGCAACGACCCUGGAACCACAUACAUCUUUGGUAAAGGUGGAGGUCUCAUUACAUUCAACUGGCCCGCCAACGAGAGGCCGAGCACGAGGACUGACAGACUGACGGUGGGCUUCAGCACCUCCCUCAAAGACGGCAUCCUGGUCAGAAUCGACAGCGCUGCAGGACUGGGAGACUAUCUGAUGCUGCACAUACAACAAGGCAAAAUUGGAGUGACCUUCAACAUCGGCACUGUGGACAUCAUUGUGCAGGAGAGCAGCAUCCCAGUGAAUGAUGGGAAGUACCACGUUGUCCGCUUCACCAGGAACGGAGGCAACGCCACGCUGCAGGUGGACAACUGGGCCAUCAACGAGCAUUUCCCGACAGGAAACAGCGACGUUGAACGCUAUCAAAUGGCCAAUAAGAAAAUCCCUUUCAAAUAUACCAGACCGGUAGAAGAAUGGCUGCAGGAGAAAGGACGGCAGCUAACCAUUUUCAACACCCAAGCAACAGUUUCCGUGGGUGGCAGUGACCGGGGUCGGCCCUUCCAGGGUCAGCUGUCGGGUCUUUACUACAACGGCCUGAAGGUGUUGACCAUGGCGGCCGAGGGUAACCCCAACAUCAAGAUCAACGGCAGCGUGAGGCUGGUGGGCGACGUCCCCAGCGUGGCGGGCUCGUCCAGAACCACCGCCAUGCCCAACGAGAUGGCGACCAACUUUGCAGAGACGACCACCAUGAUGUCCACAACCACAACGAGGAAGCACAGAUCUUCAACUGUGCAGAAGCAUUCAGCAGAUGAAAUGGUGUCGUCUGCAGAGUGUUCAAGCGACGACGAGGACCUGGAGGAGUGUGAAACAAGGCAACCAGGUGGGCUAGCACUACCCACAGAGCCAGGCGUCAGGCGAGUCCCAGGGACCUCGGAAGUGGUCCGUGAAUCUAGCAGCACCACCGGGAUGGUCAUCGGAAUAGUGGCGGCCGCAGCCCUGUGCAUCCUCAUCCUCCUGUAUGCCAUGUAUAAAUACAGAAACAGGGAUGAAGGCUCCUACCAGGUGGACGAGAGCCGGAACUACAUAACCAACUCAGCUGUGCAGAGCAAUGGCGCUGUCAUGAAGGACAAACAGCAAAGCCUGAAAAGCAGCAACAAGAGACAGAAAAACAAGGAUAAGGAGUAUUACGUGUGACUGUGAGACUUUGGUGAACAGAGGAGAGCAAAGAGAGAAGUCACAAAGAGAACUUUUAUUCUCAAUUUCCAUGAGAGGAUCUAUGACAAAUGAUGGUAUAACGUGGAACUUGAAUAAUCCUAUACUGUGCUGAGUAGUUGAACUGAUGAUAUGUACUGUAACAUAAAGCACACUUACUAUUAAGCAAAAGCUUAAUGACAAGGUUACAUAGCAACUUUAGAAACCUUACACUUCUAUCUGGUCAAAGACAUUAUCAGUAUAGAGAAAUGUCACAGCACCAUUCUCCUAAGUGACUUUUAGAGCUAACGUGAUCCUCAGCAUCAAACAAAAUUUUUGUGAAAUUGUCAAUUCAAAAAGGCUCAUAAUCUUCUACAUUUCCAGCAUGUAAGCAACAUGUAGUGCUUAACAGGAGGGGGGUCAGGAACACAGCAAGUGUAAAAGGACUCUACAAAUUUCUAUGGUUUAUAAAUAAUAUUAGUGUGGUGUCUUAAUAUAUUUUGCUUAACGCAAAAGAAAAAAAAUGAUUAAAAAAAAACCAGCAAGGGGAAAAAAGAGCAACUCUUUCUGUGUAUAAAAUAAACCCAAGAGAGCAAAAGGCCAAGGGCAGACCUCAUACCGUCUGUUUGCUCUGGCAUCUAAUUCACCACAAUUAAUCUCAUUGUCUGAUGGACACAGUGACUCUCUUUGUGGAAAGAAUCUGCUGGUUCUCUUGGUAGGAAGCGCCUGAUUGUAAAAUGCAUGCCAUCCUGACUCCACGGUAAGGUGCAGUACAGUAACAGUCCAGUUUGGAGUAUUCCGUUUGGACCGCGUCCUCUUCUGUGCAAGAACAGUUCUUCAUCAUCAGAGCAGGACCCCACCCCCCUCCCUCGAACCCCCCCCUCAGAAAUGUUACAGAAAAACAAGGUCUUGGUGCAAAGCCAGUGGUGGUUUUAUCUUUUUUGCAGAACUGUGUGUUGGUUCAUUGCCUAUCGUACUCUUUUUCUAUGGAGGUGUCGGGAGGAAGACAAAUGCAGUACUACAACACUGUUAACAAAUGUGUAUACAAAAAUAAAUCAAAUGUUGAAAGUGUGAAUUCUAUCUGCUGUCACAGUCAACUGUGUCAAAAAAUGAGAAAUUUGUUUACAUAUUUUAUUACAUGCUAUCUGUUGUACUUUGUAGGUAGUAAAUUGUACAUAUACCAUGACAGUUGUAAUUUUUAGUACCUCUAUUGUACAGACUGGAGAUAUGAUUUAUCAACAGAUUUCAUGACAAAAAUCUAUUAACUGUUAAUUUACACAAAGAAAGACUUUAAGAAGAAUGUGGAGAAUCAUAUUGAUAUUCAUAAAGAAUAAAAAUGUAUUGUUAGCCUAGAAAUCUACACAGAUGUUUCUAAAGUUGCAUGAAUAUUUAACUACUUGCAGUUGUCCAACAAAUACAAGGUGCCCUUCCUUCUCUA
This is a messenger RNA of Oryzias melastigma (Indian medaka), 6481 nucleotides long. It is a transcript of the gene nrxn3a, whose product is annotated as neurexin 3a. The transcript is spliced from 24 exons. The record is from RefSeq and is a predicted model, not a curated record. The coding region runs from base 646 to 5046 and encodes 1466 amino acids. Lineage: Eukaryota; Metazoa; Chordata; Actinopteri; Beloniformes; Adrianichthyidae.